Phlebotomus papatasi is the source of this 3951-nucleotide messenger RNA. Its product is annotated as transcription factor Sp2-like. Gene Ontology annotation, molecular function: RNA polymerase II cis-regulatory region sequence-specific DNA binding; DNA-binding transcription factor activity, RNA polymerase II-specific. Gene Ontology annotation, biological process: regulation of transcription by RNA polymerase II. NCBI's taxonomy places the organism in Eukaryota, Metazoa, Arthropoda, Insecta, Diptera, Psychodidae. The transcript has 10 exons. The coding region runs from base 241 to 3132 and encodes 963 amino acids. The record is from RefSeq and is a predicted model, not a curated record.
CAAAAUGUGUGACAAACCGAUGGAAAUGCUGUUUUAGUGUUAAAAUAUGGAAAUAUUUGCGGGAAAUCUCAACGAGGAGCAUUACUGUACGAAAGUGCGCGAAGCAUAACGACACCACACGAAGUUCGUUCAACAGCACCAGCAAGCUAAAUUCUUGCUUUAUUUUAUGGUGUAGUGUGAAGUGAAAUGACAAUGAAUGCUCUAUAACGCGAAAAAAUUGUAAAAUAAUAGUGAAAAAUAAUGGAGUCUGUGAGUGUAAAGCAGGAAUUGGAGAUGGAGGAUGCGUCCGAUUCCGUGAUGUGGUACCAAAUUGAUGAAAAACCUAAAAUUGAUAAGAUUGAGUGUGCUGAGGCUCAAAUAACUACUGGCCAAGAAGUGAGAGUCGUCAGUGCUUCAGUUGUGGCGCAACUUCAGGCACAGGGACUGCAGGGGAAUGAUCUGAAUGCAGCCAUAAUGGCGGCAUCUCAGCCACAGUCAUCUGUACAGACGCAAGCACAAGCUCAAGCUCAAGCCCAAGCCCAAGCCCAAGCUCAAGCUCAAGCUCAAGCGCAGGUUCAGGCACAGGCGGCUCAAGUUGCACAGGUGCAACAGCAAAAUCAAGCUCAUAUGCAGGUGCAAAAUCAACCGGGACAACAGCAACAACCACAAGUUAUAACGUUGCAGCAGUUGCAGAAUUUUAUGCCGCAACAGGUUCAAACGAUGACAACGGCCGAUGGAACAUCUACGACUCCGACUUCUGGUGGGCCUAUUAAGACUUUUGUAACAUCACCACAGGCUCAGCCACAGGUUAUCAAUCUUCAAGGUUUACCACAACAAUUCAUACAAGGAAAUCAAUUGGUGCAGAAUCCUUCAAAUGGAAUGUUCCAAGUUGUUCAGCCUAUGCAAACGCUAACUGUUGAUGGUCAAGAGGCCCUAUUUAUUCCAAAUAUGGCAAAUACACAAUUCGCCGGAGCUCAGGCAGUUCAAAUAAAUGGCCAACAGGCUUUUCUUACACCUUCUGGUCAAAUCAUACGAGCACCAACUAAUGUCCUGCCAACGAACAUAUUGCAAAAUAUGUCUCAACCAGUUCAACUACCUUCAGCUGGUGGACAAGCUACACUAACAAUUCCGGGAACAAAUAUAACAAUACCAUUAGGAAAUCCUACAGGAGCAAAUGCAACAGGUACAAAUCAGCAGCAGCAGCAGCAGCAACAACAGCCACAAUUGGGUGCACAACAGCCGCAGCAGCAACAGCAGGCACAGCAGCAAAAUCAGAAUCAACAGGCACAGGCACAGCAGCAACAGACGAGGCAACAACAGCAAACUCAGGCACAACAGCCUACUACAACACCGCAGACGCAGCAGCAGCAACAGCAACAACAAACAAUUAUUACAAUUCCAGGCACUAACAUUCAAAUUCCUACGUCUGCUGCUACAGCUGGUGGGCUGAUGUCAGGCCAAAAUGUUCAAGUACGUCCAGCUGGUGGUCUACCACAAGUCGUCCAAUUUCCCACCAUGACACAAACUAUUCCUGUCCAAGUGCCAAUCUCCACUGCAAAUGGCCAGACUGUGUACCAGACAGUACAUGUUCCUGUUCAAUCUUUUGUCACAUCUAUGCCAGGACUAGUGCAGCCGCAGAUGCAGAUAAUUCCACAGUUGACACAAGUGGCCAAUAUCAUAACGCCAAGUGGGCAAAUUCAGCAAAUUCAGCUGGCACCGAUGAAUCCUUUGGCGGCUCUGCAGACCACCCAAGGAAACGCACCACCGCAAAAUGUCAUUGUUCAGCAAGCGGCACCUAACCUAGCGACUGUAUCGAAUUCCCAGGUACCAACUGUGCCUACGUCAGGAGUUCAGAGUGUCAGUGGCCAGGAUGCUCAAUUGGGUCAACAGCAAAUUACUAUUACUAAUCCACAAGGACAACAGCAACAGAUUACGGUAAUACCUGCACAGCCUAUUCAGCAGGUGCGUCAGAAUGGUGGAAUAAUUCAACUGCCUAAUUAUCCUGUGCAGCAUAUUCCUGGCAUUGGAAAUGUUCAGGUGAUCCCAGCCAGUGCUCUCAACAAUGGCAAUGCUAAUGUAUUAGCUCCUAUGCAGACUACCCCAAUAUCGACAUCACAUCCGCAAACCUUUGCCUUAGCGCCUCAGCUGAAGUUGGAUCAGCCCCUGAAGCUGGAUCAGCAGCCGCAGCAGUUGAAAUUGGAGCAGCAGAAUACCAGCGGGAGUGGGGCCACGGGUGCGGGUGGGAGUGGGGGAGGUGAUGUGAAGUGGUUGAUAUCGAGUGCCCCGGUGACGACGCAUUCGGCGGGGGGUAUAGCGCCAGCGGCGCAACAGUUGGCAGAAAUACAGCAAAGUCCGGGAAACGCGGGCACGUUGGUAUCGGCGACGGCGGGCGCACCGGGUACCACGGGCCACAGCAGCGCCCCCGUAAACGUCAACAUCAAGGUGAUGGAGGGAUCAGAGGUGCCCAAGCCCCGGGUACGUCGGGUGGCAUGUACAUGCCCCAAUUGUACCGAAGGUGAACGCCAUACGGAUCGGAAGAAGCAGCACAUCUGUCACAUACCUGGCUGCAAUAAAGUGUACGGCAAAACGUCGCACCUGAGGGCCCAUCUGCGAUGGCAUACAGGUGAACGACCUUUUGUCUGUUCAUGGCUGCACUGCAGCAAAAGAUUUACGCGGUCAGAUGAAUUGCAACGCCACAGACGAACACACACUGGCGAAAAGAGAUUUGAGUGCACUGAAUGCAAUAAGAAGUUCAUGAGGAGCGAUCAUCUGUCCAAGCACAUCAGAACUCAUAUGAAGGCGCGACACAGUAUGGGUCUCUUCGAUGAAUCAGAUGAAGUGAAAUCAUUCAAUGGGAUUAAGGAGAAUUCCCCGACGAUGCAGGAUAUGUAUGACGAAGAAAAUCAGGGAGUCAAAAUGAUUGAGACGAAACAGGAGAGUGGAGAGCAGGAAAAGAGUGAGGUAAUCAUGACAUUGAUGAUACCAAGACAAGAGGAGGCACCUGCUGAAGAUAAUGGGGAAAUGAUUUGGGAUUCAGCUCCUGUUCAUACAUCUUCUCCCCUUGCACCGAGUGCAACUCAAGUCUUUGAAGUAAAAGAGGUCUUUUAUUUUUUGCUUUUUUUAUUUCUUUUUUACUUUAAUUUUUUUUAUUGAUUGUUCCUUUUUUACCUCACACGAAAUUGAUCAUACAUUCAGCUUAGAAAAAUUUUCAGAUGUUAAAAUAGAAGGUAAUUACAUGGCGAUGCUGUUUUUCUCUAAUUCCAGGAGACGGCUGCAUUAACACAAUCGGCCUCUUCAGAUAGCAACGACAGUUCAGACGAGAAGAUGAUGAUUUUGGGUACGGAAGAUGGAAUAGAAAUUGGAGAAAAUAGUAACUAGCAUUCAGAUAGCCUGCAUCAAAUGCAUUUCACAUCCUUCGCGGGUCGAUUGUCAUUUGGGCAGUUUUAAAACAAAAUAUUGAUGAAAAUUCGAAAAAUUUUAAAAAAUCGCGACAGUAAGUUUAUUAUUUCUUUAAUAAAUUGGUUGUUUUUAAGCCUUUAAGGACAAAGGUGUCAAAAAUUCUGGGACACAGUCAGGAUUUUAAAAUGUACAUACAUUUUUAUUAUUUAAAUUAAACUAAUUGGAAUUUAAUUCAAAAUGUGUAUAAUAAAAAAACGCCAUAAAAAUUGAUUAUGUUUAAAUUUUUCUUGGAUUUAUUGCUGAAGCACGAAGUAUUAGGCGUAUAAUGUUACAGAAAAUAUUUAUUUGUUAAGAUGUAUAUAGAUUUAAGAACCAAAAGGAUCAAAAUGGCUAGAAAAAUUUCAUUACUAAUUGCACUUUUAAGGUGUUUAGAUUAAGAAUUUUAGUGGUUAAAAAUUUCACGGAAAAUAUGUAGUAAAAUUGAAAAAUGAAUCUCAAAAUGUAUUUGAAUAUUAGUGGUUUCGCGUAAUUGAAAUAUUUCUAAUUAAAUACAAUUGAUAAUAAAAAAUGAAA